AUGUUGCCAGAAGAGAGGAAUCAGCUUGCUGGUCGCCUGUCCUCGCUGUCUGGGGAACUGCCGGGGCACAUCGUUGAGUUCUUGCAGCAGCAGUUCGGCGAUGCCGAUAGCCAUGGCGAGAUCGAGAUUGACAUCGACUCUGUGAAAGAUUCCGUACUGUUCGAGUUGAAGACGCGGCUGGACAAGGUCGCCAAGGAGAGCAAAGACGACAAGGUCGCCGAGGAGAGCAAGGACGACAAGCUCGCCGAUGAGAGCAAAGGCGAAGUCGUUCUGGAGCAGGAGGACGAAGAGUACAUCGACAUCUGUGGCCUGUCCCCCAUCGUCGAAACCGGCAACAGGCCGAGCUCAAGCAGCAGAAGUGAUUCAGACUCGGACAGCGACUCUGGUAGCGAAAGUGACUCCGAUCAGAUCAUGGGCACGUCUGCGCAGCAACCGUCGGAGCCAGCAUCAGGGACGGCGCAGAGCACCAUACAAGCAGAGAGCGUUUCCGGCGACAGUAUCGGCGGCCCGGCUCCACUGACGGUGGCGGUAUCACAAGUGGCGCAGAGUGCUGCAAAGAAGGUCCAAGCCGUCCAGCGUGCCGCGCCCAAGGCUGUCUACAUGCCCGGUCUGCUCUACAGGGCGAACCUUCGCCGACAGCUGUUGGAGAUGGAGAGGGCGGCGCUGCCCGACGAGAGCAUCCACCCGCGGGACCUGCAGCGUCUCGGCAUCGCGGAGUAUGGCCAUCCUAGCCUCAUGCGGCAGCUCGGGCUCGUCCUCAAGGCCGACGCGUAG
Miscanthus lutarioriparius is the source of this 774-nucleotide messenger RNA. The record is from the annotation of a GenBank genome assembly. NCBI's taxonomy places the organism in Eukaryota, Viridiplantae, Streptophyta, Magnoliopsida, Poales, Poaceae.